Messenger RNA from Beauveria bassiana ARSEF 2860, 240 nucleotides. RefSeq lists its product as uncharacterized. The transcript has 3 exons. NCBI's taxonomy places the organism in Eukaryota, Fungi, Ascomycota, Sordariomycetes, Hypocreales, Cordycipitaceae. Gene Ontology annotation, biological process: defense response to fungus. The coding region runs from base 1 to 240 and encodes 79 amino acids. The record is from RefSeq and is a predicted model, not a curated record.
AUGCAAUUCUCAGCCGCCAUCGUUACUCUUGCCCUCGCCACUGGCGUCUUUGCUGGCGUCGCCGACGUCAACUCCCCUGCUACCAUCUAUCAGGGCACAUGCAGUACUAUAACUCAAAAGUGCAACUUCAAGCGCAACGGCAAGAACGCCAAAACCACUUGCUCGUCUGGCCACCAGUGCACCAUUAGUGGAAAGCACUGCAGCUACAGUGAUCAGAGCAGAAUUACCGUCUGCAGCUAA